UGGAAUCCAUUCGCUCGCGGACCCUGCUUCCCCCACAACCAAUUCAAGACCGUACUGCUCCGGUGAGGUUUCCGUCCCAAUCUCCGGCGAGUUUUGGUUCCUCCGCCCUUGGCCAUUAUAUUGCUGCGCUUCGUCCAGUAGUGAGAUCAUCGAUGGGGAAGAAAGGUAUCAUGGUGGUGACCAGCAUCCUCGCUGUGAUGACGAUCGUGUUUGGAGUCAUCAGCGCGAUUCUCUUGGCGCUGAAACAUCAUCAAGAUGACCGUGGUGAGUUCUCUACGUACCGUCGAUCGCCGGCGAUGACAUGCGGCGUGGUAGCGGCCGUGUUGGCGUCAAUGACGCAAAUUCUUGCCAGCGUGGCCAUCUGCUGCUGUGGGGCGUGGAGGAGAACUAAGGGGGCCAAGCGCAUCGCCGCGGUGGUCUUCUUCAUCAUCUCAUGGGUCCUUGCGGUCAUAGCAGUGCUACUAUUUCUGGCAGGCGCCAUGUUAGGGUUUGAAGGCUCUGCAAAGAAAACUGUUGGGAAUGCUAGGAUUGUCGGAGGUGUCGGAAUUUUCGUGAUCGCGACGUUUUUGUUUCUUGUAGUUGCUUCCCUUGAGGUUGCCUCAUACCGCCUAGUUCGGAAGAAGGACCACUACUAAGCAUACGUUGGCAAUAAUCCUCCUCUGCUGCCAAGAACAUCUAAAGACGGUCGCAACGCUAUUGCUCUUGCACCGGCAAAUCAAGUCUAAGGUUAGCUCUGCCACCAUGGCAUGGUUGUCUUUGCCUUCCAAAUGAGGAGCACUUUGUAUGGACUGUGGUAGGUGGAAGGCCUAUGCUUUGACCCAUGCUACCAUUUUGCGUGUUUUGUGUGUUUGUUACGGUUUCAUUGAAAUCAUGAGAAAGAAUUUGAAAGUUUAUCUGCAUUGCUUGAAACA
Molecule: messenger RNA, 911 nt
Organism: Triticum dicoccoides
Lineage: Eukaryota; Viridiplantae; Streptophyta; Magnoliopsida; Poales; Poaceae
Exons: 4
Coding region: 153-635 (160 amino acids)
Source: RefSeq, a predicted model, not a curated record